UGAUACUGAAGGACUCUUGCAAAAACACUGCUGCUCACAGCCGCACGGUUGCCUCCCUAUUGUCAUUUACAACAACAGCACUGACUUUGGAUUUUUAACCAUCAAUCAUGUGUAAAGGACUUGCAACACUCCCUGCGACAUGCUUGAAAAGUGCCAAAGACAUCAAGCACAAAAUAAGCUUCUUACUCCAGAAGCCCGAAUCUCAAGCAGCGGAUCAGAAGCAGACGAAAGAAAAAUCUACCACAGCUGCUGCAAAAAGGGUGUAUAAUACAGCUGAGGUGGAGAAAUGGAAGGAGUCUUUCAGCCAGGUGCUGAACAGUGAAAUGGGUCGCUCAGUCUUCACCAGCUUCUUAAAGUCAGAGUUCAGUGAGGAAAACAUGGACUUCUGGACGGCUUGUGAGGACUACAAGAAGACUGCUCCUUCCAAGCUGGCGAAUAGAGCCAAGCAGAUCUACCAGAAAUAUAUUGGGGCAGAUGCUCCUAACGAGGUAAACUUAGACGCAGCAACCAGAGAAAACACGAGGCAGAACGUCGAGAACGCCUGCCCGUCUUGCUUUGACGAGGCUCAGAAGAUGAUCUACACGCUGAUGGAGAAAGACUCCUACAGGCGCUUUCUCAAAUCCAAACUGAUCCAGGACCUGUGUCAACAACAGAGCAACACUGCUCAGGAGAAGAAAGAGAAGAGAAGCUGUGACACGGCUGACAGCAGCCAGGUGUUAGCUGGUGGCGCUUAGAUAGGAGUAAAGAAGGAAAGGCUUGAAGCAGGUGCCAAAGACUGGAAGUCAGUAAGUGCUGACACUGGGAAUGAUGCUUUUGUUGGGGGUGUCCAGGGUUUAUAGAUAAGAGAGAAAAAAAAAAGAAUGGAUUUGAAAGUGACUGAUAAAGGUUCAUGUGAGGAGGGUUUUUCUUUUUUGAUACUUUCUUGAUUGCUGGGCUUAUGUGGUCCUCUUGCCAAUUAAUCAUAAUAAUACAAUAUUUCCCAUUACUGCAUUCACCAUCAGGUGUGCUAAUCUGACUGACUGAAUGUUUAAUAUUUCCAUGCACACAAAAACAGAGAAUGUAAAUAUAUCAUUGCAUUGUGAAUUUUUGCUUCUGGAUUCCUUGCGAAACAUAAUCUGAUCUCCAAGCUGUGACCAGGUUAUCCUGAAACUUACAACAGAAAACAGUUGACAGCUACCUCCAGCCACCAGACACACGUUCAACCAAACUGCUGCCACUGGAGCAUUUUGUUAAUGGAACAGCACAGAUUACUUGUUUUAAGUAAAAGCUAUGUACAAACCUGUAUAUUUAAACUGAUACGAAAAGCACUUUUUUAAAGAAUGCCCUGACUCCCCUGUGCGUGAGAGUAGAAACACCGAUUUUAAAUGUUGCAAGAUUUUAUACAAUUACAGAUAUGAAGUAAUAAUUUACCCCAGCACAGCUGCAACAACGAUAAAUGAACCACAUAUAUUGUAUUCAUCUGCUUUGCAGUUAUUUUGGGGUGUGGCAGCAUGGCCACAGCUCAUGUUCGAUCAUGCUGACUCAUGGCCUCACAAAUUAGCUUUAUAACUCACCCUUAAUAUCAUAUGCUAAUAACAUAUGUUUUUGCAGCAGCGCAUGGGUGAUAUUGAUGUCUGUUCGAUUCAAGUGAGUAAAACCUGGUGUAUAUCUCAACGCUUCAUCAUGGUAACAACUGGCUUUGCUAAUUAAACAUCCCGACAUGAUCUCUGCACUGUGAAAACGCCGACUCGGAAUCUCGUGGGAAUUUUGGGCAUGCUUUAAUAUUAGCAGUAGUAGUAGUAGUAGUAAUGAGUGUCAUUGAGUGAUGUCACAGAGUAGGAGAAAUAGUGACUUCUUCUGAUGAUUUUUUAAAAAAAAAGCAUUUAUAAAUUAUGCUUUUUUGUUUCAGUGUUUAAUAAUGCAAUUUGUGUAGGGUAUUUAACAAUGUGUUCACGUUAAUUGACACUAUUUUACGUGGCCGCGCAUUCUGCAAUGUCUUAUUUAAACGUAUAUGAUGGAUAGAAAACUACAUAAGUGUUUGUCUUUGCCCUGUUUCAGUGGAUUGCUAUCCUCAAAUAAAAUUAUGUCUUGAAUGA
This is a messenger RNA of Archocentrus centrarchus (flier cichlid), 2075 nucleotides long. RefSeq names its product regulator of G protein signaling 4 (gene rgs4). The transcript is spliced from 5 exons. The record is from RefSeq and is a predicted model, not a curated record. NCBI's taxonomy places the organism in Eukaryota, Metazoa, Chordata, Actinopteri, Cichliformes, Cichlidae. The coding region runs from base 108 to 734 and encodes 208 amino acids.